UGUACGCUUGCGCAGUACGCGCUCUGGGAGGAAGAGCUUUCCCGGGACCAGGGUUGGCGGUGUGCACGGCGGCUGCCGGGUGACUGUGCUUUGCCUUGUGGCCCUGCUGCGGAAGUUCGCGCCCUUGGCGCUUUCCUCUUUUCCCGGAGAGGAUCACUUUCAUUGGUGUGUGAGAAGAAUCUAUAGGAGGCCAUGGACAGAAGCUGGGAGACCAGCGUGGGAUGUGGUAAUGCCUGCCAGACUUCUCAGAGCCCUGGCCAGAUCCCACAGUGUAUUAUCAAAAGUACAUCAGUGCCGAAGAUUUGUUCAUCUAACGUUAAAACCGCUCAAGGAACUUGAGGAUAAAAUAUGCAGCAACCCCCUGACGGUACACCAAAACUUGGAUUCAUUCUUUCCUGUUGCAGCAGCUGGUGGUUUGAAUGAGCCCCAGAUCCUGGAAAUGAACUGGAAAAUAUCAGAUAUAACCAAACUCUGUCCAUUAAAUACUGUAUAUUGCCAGCAUGAGAAAGCAGGUCUUCCAUCCAUGAAAUCGUAUCCUGCUCACAGGAAGGGGACCCACAAACCUAAUCUAUUGGGUUCUAAGUGGUUUAUAAAAAUAUUAAAGAGGCAUUGUUCAUCUACUUCAACUGAAACAGUUGUUCCAAAGCAAGACUUUCCACAGAUCAAGAGACCACUGAAAGCAUCCAGGACCAGGCAGCCAUCCCGGACCAACCUUCCAGUUCUGUCUGUGAGUGAGAACCUGAUGCACUGCACAGCAUUUGCCACAGCAGACGAGUACCAUCUGGGAAAUCUGUCUCAAGAGCUGGUCGCCCAUGGAUACAUUGAAGUAACAAGCUUGCCUAGAGAUGCAGCAAAUAUUUUGGUGAUGGGUGUGGAAAGUUCUGCAAAAGAAGGUGAUCCUGGAACAAUAUUCUUCUUCAGGGAAGGAGCUGCUGUGUUUUGGAAUGUGAAAGAUAAAACUAUGAAGCAUGUAAUGCAAGUUCUAGAGAAACAUGAAAUUCGGCCUUAUGAAAUUGCAUUGGUACACUGGGAAAAUGAAGAGCUUAACUACAUAAAAAUAGAAGGUCAGUCGAAACUUCACAGAGGGGAGAUCAAUCUAAAUUCGGAGCUGGAUUUAGAUGAUGCCAUUCUAGAGAAAUUUGCUUUCUCCAAUGCCCUUUGUCUUUCAGUGAAACUGGCUAUUUGGGAAGUGACACUGGAUAAAUUUAUUGAGUCUAUUCAGUCUAUUCCAGAGGCUUUAAAAGCUGGCAAGAAAGUGAAACUGUCUCAUAAAGAAGUUAUGCAGAAAAUGGGUGAACUCUUUGCCCUCAGGCACCGUAUAAACUUGAGUUCAGACUUCCUGAUCACUCCUGAUUUCUACUGGGACAGGGAAAACUUGGAGGAACUUUAUGAUAAAACUUGUCAAUUCCUUAGCAUUACUCGAAGAGUUAAGGUCAUGAAUGAAAAACUUCAGCACUGCAUGGAAUUAACAGAUCUAAUGCGGAAUCAUCUGAAUGAGAAGAGGGCACUGCGUUUGGAGUGGAUGAUCGUCAUCCUCAUCACCAUUGAGGUAAUGUUUGAGCUGGGACGAGUAUUUUUCUGAUCCUGUGAUAACCAAAGAGAGAUUCAAGAGAUAUUCAAGUUCUGCAAUCAAAAAUGACCAUUCACUACUGGGUGAUCUCUUAUUUAAUAGAUAUUUAAUUAUUUCAAUUUCUUGAUACAGUGGUCUUUUUCAGCUCUAAAUAUAUUAUUGCUUGAAUAAAAACUAGGAAGAGUACA
Messenger RNA from Ictidomys tridecemlineatus (thirteen-lined ground squirrel), 1758 nucleotides. RefSeq names its product required for meiotic nuclear division 1 homolog (gene Rmnd1). Gene Ontology annotation, biological process: positive regulation of mitochondrial translation. Lineage: Eukaryota; Metazoa; Chordata; Mammalia; Rodentia; Sciuridae. The record is from RefSeq and is a predicted model, not a curated record.